CCGCCUUUCCUCGAUCUUUUAACAUCGGCCAUUUUUGCCGAAAGUCUUGUGUUCUGUUUGGGUCACGAAUCUUUUCGUGUCCCGUAGAUCACUUAUUUAAAGUUCAAUCAAGAUGGUGCAGAAGAAGCCUAAGAAGAAGGUAGGGAAAAAAGUUGCGGCAGCCCCAUUGGUUGUCAAGAAAGUUGAACCCAAGAAGAUUGUUAACCCUCUCUUCGAGAAGAGGACUAAGAACUUUGCUAUCGGUCAGGAUAUCCAGCCGACACGUGACCUCUCCCGGUUCGUGAGAUGGCCCAAGUACAUCCGCAUCCAGCGCCAAAAGGCGGUUCUUCAACGCCGUCUCAAGGUCCCACCUCCAAUCAAUCAGUUCACCCAGACCCUCGAUAAGACCACAGCCAAAGGUCUGUUCAAACUCUUGGAGAAAUACAGGCCCGAGACUGAAGCUGUCAGGAAAGAGAGACUGAGGAAAGCUGCGGAAGCUAAGAUUGCCAAGAAAGAUGAACCACCAGCGAAAAGGCCUAACACAGUUCGUGCCGGCACAAACACUGUCACCAAGCUUGUGGAGAAGAAGAAGGCUCAGCUUGUUGUGAUUGCACAUGAUGUUGACCCUAUUGAGCUGGUGCUGUUCCUGCCCGCCCUCUGCCGUAAGAUGGGUGUGCCCUACUGCAUUGUGAAAGGCAAGUCCAGGCUCGGAGCUCUCGUGCACCGCAAGACUUGCACCAGCUUAGCUUUGACACAUGUGGAAUCUGGUGACCGGGCAGCCUUCUCUAAGCUGGUGGAAGCCAUCAAGACCAACUUCAACGAGCGAUACGAGGAGCUGCGCAGACACUGGGGCGGCGGUGUUCUCGGCAACAAGUCUAACGCGCGCAUCGCCAAGCUAGAAAAGGCUAGGGCGCGCGAGAUCGCUCAGAAACAGGGCUAGACACAAUAAACUUUAAUUACGUUUA
Papilio xuthus (Asian swallowtail) is the source of this 944-nucleotide messenger RNA. Lineage: Eukaryota; Metazoa; Arthropoda; Insecta; Lepidoptera; Papilionidae. The record is from RefSeq and is a predicted model, not a curated record.